Babesia bovis T2Bo is the source of this 1307-nucleotide messenger RNA. RefSeq lists its product as uncharacterized. The record is from RefSeq and is a predicted model, not a curated record. Lineage: Eukaryota; Apicomplexa; Aconoidasida; Piroplasmida; Babesiidae. Bases 230 to 859 code for a protein of 209 amino acids. The transcript has a single exon.
ACAACAUAUAAAAUUAUCAAAUUCAUUAGAAACCAUUAAUUAUAACAUUUCCUAUUAUUAUAGAUCAUAGAGAAUCCUGAUUACAAAGGGUGAUUCCUUCCAUAUGAUCAUUGUAUAAUCUAUUGUUCAUUCAUAUUCUGUGUUUAUAUAAUCGCUACAAAUUUGCGAUAUCUAACAUAUCAAACCGUUCAAGUUUCUUUCGUGACUGUUAGGUAUAAUAACUGUAAAAAUGUGUAAAAUGGAAUUUGGAUCUUCGUCUUCAGCCCGAGGGAACAUUCUUGGCAUUAGCCAAUGCGUUAACCUACUUUGCAAAAUAGCCAUUUUUAUGUUUGGUGCUGUUGCUGUUGGCAAUUCCACUUGUGAAAAUUCUUUGGCUGUUGACGCUGAGCAGGCUCCUUUGGUUGUUGAACCUACGUGUGAUGUAGAUAAAUUGUUAUCAGCAUAUGCACCAGAUGAGGUUGUUUUUACAACUUCUAAAGGUAAAGAAUACACGAACAAGGACAUUGAAGACCUGAUUGAUCACAACGGACUGAAUGGAAGUGAGAACUAUAACAGGGAUGAAUUGGGUCGUAGGAGGUCUAGUGUAAUACGUCAGAUGCGUGAAUUUGAUGAUUUAGUUAAGCAAAUUCCUGAAAAGCUUGCUCAGCAAGCUGAGUCCUACCGUACAUGGGAAGAACUACCUGACGAUCUUUCAAAAGACAUAGCCCAAUGCAUGUUUAACAAACGUUAUGGCUCAAGCGAAGAGAGUAGCAGCAAUGAUGUGGUUGACUCAGCUGUAAAUGCCGCAGAGAGUGAGACCAUUUCUGACGAGCUAAUGAAAGAUAUGCACGACUCCAUAUACGGUGUUGUAUACACAUAAUGCAGAGCGCUAAUUUGGUAAAAUUGACCAAACAUAUGUACAAAAUUCAAUUAGCAUAAAAUUAUGUGUGGUGAUGAACCCCAAGACGUAGUUCUUUGGUGCUAGGUUACCAGCAAACAGGUCCCUGAAAUGAGGGUUGUAGCCAAAGACUAAUUUAAUAUUAAUGACUAUACUUGUGCUGAUGAGGUUUCAACUUUUAUUCGAUGUAGAAACUAUCGAACAAUUUGCAUGUUAUCCUGCAUAAUGCUACCUUUACUCAGUAGAACGUGUUGGUGAAUUUUACAAUUAACCAACAACAUUCGAUGACAAUUGAGAUGUUUGUUCGUUUUCGUAAGUGAAAUGUUCAUCAGAGCAUUUUUAAGUUCAUAGAGGCAAUUUGAGGUGUAUGUUGUACAUUGUAUGGCCUUACAGGAAUGAUUAUGCUACAACAGUACAAUUGCAUUACGAU